This is a messenger RNA of Closterium sp. NIES-65, 2232 nucleotides long. The record is from the annotation of a GenBank genome assembly. Lineage: Eukaryota; Viridiplantae; Streptophyta; Zygnematophyceae; Desmidiales; Closteriaceae.
AUGACGCGUCGCCUCCCGUCGUCCCGUGUCGUGCUGGCCCUCGCGCUCGUGGCGCUCCUCUGCUUCGCGGGCGUCGAUCACGCGGCGUGCAGCGCGCGCUCGCUCGGCCUUCCAAGAUUCGGCGGCUUGGUGGGGGGAUCGGGGACACGCAGAGCCUGGUCCUUCUUCCGCCCCCCGCGGACCAGCGGCGGCGGCGGAAGUGGCGCGAUGAGCGGCGGGCAGAGCGGGCAGGGCGGGUUCGGGUCGCAAGGAGGUGGCGGGAUGAGCGGACCAACGGGUAAUGCGGGCGGAGGGGGCAUGGGCGGAGGGGGCAUGGGCGGAGGAGGCAUGGGCGCAGGAGGCAUGGGCGCAGGAGGCAUGGGCGCAGGAGGCAUGGGCGCAGGAGGCAUGGGCGGAGGAGGCAUGAGCGGAGGAGGCAUGAGCGGAGGAGGCAUGGGCGGGGGAGGCAUGAGCGCAGGAGGCAUGGGCGGAGGAGGCAUGGGCGGAGGAGGCAUGGGCGGGGGAGGCAUGGGCGGAGGAGGCAUGGGCGGAGGAGGCAUGGGGGGAGGAAGCAUGAGCGGAGGAGGCAUGGGCGGAGGAGGCGUGGGUGGGGGAGGCACGGGCGGAGGAGGCAUGGGCGGAGGAGGCGUGGGUGGGGGAGGCAUGGGCGGAGGAGGCAUGGGCGCAGGAGGCAUGGGCGGAGGAGGCAUGGGCGGGGGAGGCAUGGGCGGAGGAGGCAUGGGCGCAGGAGGCAUGGACGGAGGAGGCAUGGGGGGAGGAAGCAUGGGCGGAGGAGGCGUGGGUGGGGGAGGCAUGGGCGGAGGAGGCAUGGGGGCAGGAGACAUGGGCGGAGGAGGCAUGGGGGGAGGAAGCAUGAGCGGAGGAGGCAUGGGCGGAGGAGGCGUGGGUGGGGGAGGCAUGGGCGGAGGAGGCAUGGGCGGAGGAGGCAUGGGCGCAGGAGGCGUGGGUGGGGGAGGCAUGGGCGGAGGAGGCAUGGGCGCAGGAGGCAUGGGCGGAGGAGGCAUGGGCGGGGGAGACAUGGGCGGAGGAGGCAUGGGCGCAGGAGGCAUGGGCGGAGGAGGCAUGGGGGGAGGAAGCAUGGGCGGAGGAGGCGUGGGUGGGGGAGGCAUGGGCGGAGGAGGCAUAGGCGCAGGAGGCAUGGGGGGAAGCAGCGGGUCAUCGGGUGGGAGUGCGUGUGGCAACAGCAGCAGCAGCAGCAGGAGUGCCAAGCUCACGAGCAGCAAUGGCAAGAGGGUGAUGGAGAGCAACGGGUGUCCGGGGUACGCAUGGCGGGGGCAGGCCACGCAGUACUCGCCAGUGCAGCAGGCGCUGUCCUUCGCCGUGCCGCUCGCCCCCACGCUCGCCUCCUCCGCCAUCCCCGUCGCCCUCAGCGGCACCUGCAAGAUGGGGCCCAUCGGCUUCGCACUCAACGGCGUGCCCUUCUACAGUACGAAGAAGCGUGUGAGUCCCAGUGGUGUGCAUACCAUCUCACGCCCGCAUCGUCCCUCCGUGUCCCUCCCCCUCCCUCUCCCCCUGGCAGUGCGUGUGACGCCCUGGGGCGGGACGCCUUGCAGUACUAGGGCGCCACGUUUGACGCCCUGUGGCGGGCACCCCACGCCCUCAGGCCAGUACCACUACCACGUGGCGCCCGGCGUCGCCAACCCCUCUGCCAUCUCCGCAUCUCGCUCCACCAACUUCAACCUCUGCAACAUUCCUGGCAUCCCAACCGUCCAUCCCCCCUUGUCUCCGCCUGCCUACCCUCCGCCCUCCCCCUACUCCAUUGGCAGCGCGUCCUUCUGGCAGGACGCCCCCGGGCAGCACUCGCCACUGCUGGGCUUUCUGACGGACGGCAUCCCGCUCUUCGGCCCGCGGGGAGCGGGGGGAGCGCUGCCAGCAGGGGUGGACGAGUGUGGGGGGCACGUGGGCGACGGCAGUGGGGGCGAGCCGGCGUUCUACCACUACCACGCCAGCAGCACCGCGCCCUACACUGUGGCGUGCCUCAAGGGCUGCGUCUCCUCCUCCGACUGGGGCAACCUCGGCUCCGCCUCGUGCACCAAGGCCACCAGUGAGUGGCCACGGCUGUGCACUUGCUUCCGUGUGCACUUGCUACCUUGUUAUGCACAUGCUGCCUUGGUCACCCCCCGAACCUCAUCUCCUCUUUUCUCCUGUGCAAUCUUUGCCUCGUCCCUCCUCCCCUCUCUUCGCCUCGUCCCUCCUCUUCUCCCUUCGCCUCUCUUCUCCUUUCAACCCUAA